This is a messenger RNA of Amblyraja radiata (thorny skate), 4452 nucleotides long. It is a transcript of the gene inpp4b, whose product is annotated as inositol polyphosphate-4-phosphatase type II B. Gene Ontology annotation, molecular function: phosphatidylinositol-3,4-bisphosphate 4-phosphatase activity. The transcript is spliced from 25 exons. NCBI's taxonomy places the organism in Eukaryota, Metazoa, Chordata, Chondrichthyes, Rajiformes, Rajidae. The coding region runs from base 9 to 3119 and encodes 1036 amino acids. The record is from RefSeq and is a predicted model, not a curated record. Gene Ontology annotation, cellular component: cytoplasm.
GAAAUGAAAUGAAAUUCAACUCGGCUGAACUGUCCUCGUUCGCACAAAGUACUUCCUUCUAUUUUGAAAAGGAAGGCGUUUUGAAAACUAGGAAAUCGACGACUAAAUGGAGAAGACAUCAAGAACUAAUAGAAAGAUGGUGCCGGCUGAAAGGAAACCUGCUGUUCUUAAUGAAAAAUAGGAGCUGUACAUCAGGUCCUGCUGAAGUGAUAGUCCUGGAACGAUGUUCGAUUCUGGAAUACGGAGAUAGCAAGUGGCCAGCAUUAACUAUCACUUUUCAGAGUGGGGAGCCAGGCAUUUAUCUUGAAGCUGCCUCAAAGUCAGACUGUGAAGACUGGAUUGCAGCACUCCAAGAAGCAAACUCUGAAGGUUUGCAAAGGAGAAUUGCAUACCUUCAGCAACUCAUCAUGGAAAUCAAAGACAAUGCAAGUCCAGAUGAGGUCCAUCAGAUUCUCCCUCUACCAGAGAUACAAUCUCCACUGAUAGAUAUUUCCAAGUUUCUAUUUGAACCCAAGUUGGAAUUCAGUCUUGCAUGCAAGGAACUGGUGACGGCACCUCGUGAUCGGAAACCAAAUGCUUUUGUGCAGAUCACUGUCAUAAAUCCCACACACCAGAGCUUGACCAGAUACUCUAAUACUGAAACAGUGGAGGGAACAAGGGACCCCGUGUUUUUGACUGGUGCUGCUUUCCCACCGGGCUAUCCAAUUUAUGAAGAGACGCGGGUGAAACUAACAGUCUACGAUGUCAAAGAGAAGUCCCAAGACACCCGAAGCUUCCUGGGCUCUGCAACCUUUGCGAUACGUGAUUUACUGAAUUCAGAGGAACAAACACUCACCAUAAACCUAAGUCCCCUAGAUGGUUCAAGCAUAGUGGGGACCAUAGUGGUCAGCAACCUGAAAAUGGGAGAAAAUGAGAAUGAAGAAGUCGACCAAACUCCUUCUGAAGCUACGAGUGAAAAGUCACCUUUACAUGGGAGUGUUUUGCACAGGGCAAUUAACGAUGCUGGGAAAUUCUCGCUACUUGAUUCAGUGUUUAAAAAUAUAAUUUGGAAAGUAUACAGAUUGCCAACAGCCAAUGGCAGGUGGCUCUGCGUACGAGAACAAAUGGCUGAAAGCACCCUGUCCUUCCACAUCCCGAAGCAACUGAUAGAACUCUUCAUCCAGGAAGAUACAAGAAGGCUGCAAGACCUCGAGGAGCUAGGUGAGCUUUCUUCACAUUGGGACACUCUGCGGAAAAAUGUAACCCUCCACUACCAACAGAUGAUUAACAGCUAUCAGGAAGUACUUGCAGAGCUCAAUAAAUUCUCAGGGUCAUCGUUUAAAGCGAGCUGCAGCAGAAGGGAAAAAAAACUUGAAUUUGUUCCUGUUAAUCUGCAUUUACAACGAAUGCAAAUUCAGAACAAUUCUGCCAAAACAGAUGGUGUGUAUGAUGUGGUUACGAUCGGAGCUCCUGCUGCGCACAUUCGGGGGUUUCGAAAUGGAGGUCUUCGCAGGCAACUGUACAGAUUUGAGGGAGAAAAGAGAAAUUCAGCGUACCAAUAUAUUUACUAUUCGCCUGAAGACACCAGCAAAGCAAAAGAAGUUAUAACCAACAUUUAUAAGCUUCACCCUCGUAUAUUGAGCAACACAGAUCUCCUUCUUGCUGCAGCAAGACACCACUCCAGUGACAGCCUCAAAGAUUCAUUGAAAACACUCAGUGAAAUAACUGAGCAGUUUGUACAUACUUUUGAAGACCAGUUGGUGAGGAGUGCCUUGUUGGCUCUACAUAAGGCUCGUCCAAGCUACGUCAACAAAAAGUGCUCCACCCUCGUCAAUAAUCUUGAAGGCACUGAAGACCAGUCUGAAAACAGUGAGCGUAGAUCAAGUAAAGACUCCAUACCCCACCACGCUGAAUAUGAUGAGGAAGAUUGGGACAGGGUGUGGGUGAAUGUGGGGAAAAGCUUGAACUGUAUAAUCGCAAUGGUGGAUCGAUUGCUGGAACAAAAUGACUGCAGGCCAGAAUGUGAGUCAAACUCCUCGCCGGCUGACCAAAGCCCCUCUUCAGCAUGUGAUGACUGGUAUGAAGGACUGUACCCUCUGGCAGUUACCCUGAAGGAUUGUGUCAAUGAAGUGAUAAACAGAGCAAAGAAGGCCAUGGUAUUUGUUCUUCUUCAAGAUUGUGGUUCCAAUAUACCACAGGCCUUGGCGUUGCAUCAGAGGAGAGACAUUGUGUUCAGCCAAGCACUUGCAGGUCUAGUCUGUGGUUUUGUGAUCAAACUCCACACGUGUUUACACGAUCCUGGCUUCCUGUUGCAGCUUCACACUGUGGGUUUGCUGGUGCAGUUUGAAGGACUCCUCAGCACAUAUAGCGAAGAGAUUGGGAUGCUGGAGGACAUGUCGGUCGCAAUCACAGAUUUGCAGAAAGUGUCAUUUAAAGUUGUCGAAGCACAUUUGGAAGAGAGCGCCAACGCUGACCUUUCUCCUCUCGUGACCGGAAUCCGUGAUUUUUACACGGUGGAGGUACAACUUCCCAGCAAACUAUUUGAAGUUUUGCCACAGGUGAUCAAAGAUGGAAAGUUGUUACGUGUACACCCAGUAUUUUUUAACAUCGGAAUAAAUGAACAACAAACUCUGGCCGAAAGGUUUGGAGAUAUUUCACUACAGGAAAUUAUCAAUCAAGAGAAUUUAAAACUACUUCAUAAAUAUUACAAAUCAUUUCAAGAAAAACUAUCAACUGACUGUCUGCCUCGAUUACAAACCCAAAUUGAUUUAAAAGAAUUAUUUCAAAGCCUUAGUGAAAACAUCCAAGCUAGGAAGAGAAAAAAUGUGGAGAUUCUAAAAAUUACUGCAUCAAUUUGCCGAAGGCUGAACGGAAUACGUUUUACGAGCUGUAAAAGUGCCAAAGACAGGACAUCGAUGUCGGUGACAUUGGAGCAAUGUGUGAUUCUUCAAGAAGAGCAUAGUCUACAUCCAGACUAUUUUGUCCGAGCACUGGACUGCAUGAGAAGAGAAGGAUGUCGAAUAGAAAAUGCACAGAAGAACAUCAAAUGCAGGAAAUAUGCAUUCAACUCGAUUCAGCUGAUGGCAUUUCCAAAAUAUUACAGGCCACCUGACGGGACGUAUGGAAAAGCAGCCACUUGAGCAAUUUUAUUUGUAAGCAGACAGUUUACAAAAACAAAUCAGGUGUUUGUUAGCUUCAAAUAGAGAGAGUGGGUCAUUUGUCUCUCUUUUUUAGAUUGAGUGAUUUAUCUGUUGAUGGCGAGCACACUUGUGUUCCAGUCAUUGGGAAACAUAUAUGUGCCUUGACAAUAGAAAUUGUACAUAGCCCUUUUCACUUUUUUUGUUGUUAAUUGAAGCCAUUUUUCCCAGUUAAUGUUGCACAAAGAACACUUGCAAGAACUGUUACAGUUCUUUUCGAAAAGUGACAUUUGUUUUAAAAAUACUUUAAAUGGUACUCGCUGAAUUGAUAAUCAGGGAACUGGAAGGUCUUAUUACAACAAAUAAUUUUCCACAGUCACAUUUUCACUGCCAUUUAGAACUAACAAGUGAUUUUUGAAGUAGAUGUUUUGUAACAUAUACAAAUACAUACUGCUUGAUCAUUGCAGUUAUUUGUUAAUAAACCCACCUCAAGUGCAAUAUGACUAAUAUGUGCAUUGAAGAAUUGAUAUAUUUGCUGGUGCUAUUUGCACCAAAAUAUUUUUCUCUUCGGUAAAAUAUAUGCUAUGUUCUUAAGAGGAAUUUGUAUGAAAUGCGCUUCUAGACCCUAUAUUGUGCUUUACUUCAAGCAUAGGCACCUAACUGACAAUUAGACAUUGACAUUAGAAAUAAUUGUCCCUGGCACAUUCACCAAACAAGGAACUAUUUAAAUGCAUUAACAAUCAUUUCAACUUUUAAAAUAUGCCUAUCUCUGUUAUAUAACAGCUGUAAUAAAAGCAGAAAGUCUGGAUUAUUAUAAUGCUGAAUAAUAUUGAGUAGAACCAGGCAUGUGUACAGAUAUUCAUUAAACUAAGGACAUUUUAACGUGUUAAAUGGCCAUUCAUGGAUUAGAUUUCUUGAGGUCCUUAAGCAAUUUAAAUUAAGCAAUACGUCUGUUGCUAAUGCAACAUUAUAAUUAACGAACCAAGCAGAAAUGAAUAGUGACACUUCAGGAAGCUACGUGUAGGUAUCUUUGGAACCCUCUCGAAGAAAGUAGUGAGAAUCUUUCAGGACGAAGGAGAAUUAGAGUCUCUGGAGAAAUAAAGUUGGAGCUGGUAAGAGGAUAACAACUCUAUCCAACCAUCAGAGUAACCUAUUUAUUGCAAUCAAUUACACAAUGUUGGGUCUUUUUUUUAAAUGUUAUUUUUGUGCAUGACAAGGUGAUCUUGUAAAACUGGUGCUUUAAUUCAUGUUCAGUUGAUCACUGCAGCAAUAGCAACUGCAAAAAGCAAACUUUUGUGAAUUUGUUUGACCAAAUAAACUUAAUUUUCUAUAAGAA